Myxocyprinus asiaticus (Chinese sucker) is the source of this 1058-nucleotide messenger RNA. RefSeq names its product potassium calcium-activated channel subfamily M regulatory beta subunit 3 (gene kcnmb3). Gene Ontology annotation, biological process: potassium ion transport; detection of calcium ion. The transcript has 4 exons. Gene Ontology annotation, cellular component: membrane; voltage-gated potassium channel complex. Bases 51 to 845 code for a protein of 264 amino acids. Gene Ontology annotation, molecular function: potassium channel regulator activity; calcium-activated potassium channel activity. NCBI's taxonomy places the organism in Eukaryota, Metazoa, Chordata, Actinopteri, Cypriniformes, Catostomidae. The record is from RefSeq and is a predicted model, not a curated record.
AGUUUGGUCAGAGUCCAGUUUCAUAACCGCAACCCUUUUAUAAAGCUAAUAUGUCUAUGUUGUACAGAAGAACACAUCUUUUGAGGGAUGUCUCACACCAGCAAGCUCAGCUGCAGGAGACUGGAGGAAACUGGAGGAAAGAGAGGGAGAUGAAGUGCAAUGAAAAAGCCCGAGCUCAGGCCCCUGAGUCUAGUGUAGGAGAAGACAGAGCCAUUCUACUGGGUUUGACCAUGAUGACCUUUUCCAUCCUUAUGUAUUUUCUGGUGGGAAUCGCAGUGGUGAAACCAUGUCUGCAAAGUGAUUGGGAAGAUUCUAACUGCUCACUGAUUGACGCUUAUUUUCUAAAUGAAACACUGGACUGCUGUUGCAUCACUACUAACUAUUCAUGUCUGCAUGUGUUGGUGAACAACAUGUCCUCUGAAAAAGAACUUCAACUUCACUAUGAUGAAGCGGUGGUGAAAUCAAACCCAAAGUGCUUCUACACUCCCAAAAGCCAAUGGAACAAGACGGAACUAGAGGUUGAAGCCACUGACAUCCGAGAUGCUUUGCUCCGUAUGCGAGGGGAAAGCAUGAAAUGCUAUCUAAGUGCUAAAUACCCAGAUGAUGCCCUUUUGAAGAGGAAAUACUCAGUGCAGAUGGCCUUGUAUUACCUGCUGUGGCCCAGCCUCAUGUUUUUUUGUGGAAUUAUGCUGGUGGGGCUGGUGAAGUUUAACCAACAUCUGGCUUUCCUUUGUAAUGAGAUCAGCAGAGAGGAGUUACUAGGCAAGCAGAGUAAACUGACGGAGGGGGGGAUAUACCAACUCAUAAGAUGCAAGCCUGGAGGUCUCACUGAGACAGUUAGCUAGAAAAUGAUAGCCUACAUGUUCCCUUACUUUAAUGGGCUAGUUUUUAGUAAUAAUGACUUUAUCCAAUGCCUUAACCAUUGCUGCCAUGGUUUAUUAACCAUUGCUGCCAUAGUUUUAUAUAUGUUGUGAUUUUUUAAUUUGUUGUAUUGUUCAUUAUUCUCAAAAUCAGCAAAGAACCAUUUGAAAAAGUUACUUGUUAUGCAGUAAUCUAGU